Molecule: messenger RNA, 7296 nt
Organism: Rattus norvegicus (Norway rat)
Lineage: Eukaryota; Metazoa; Chordata; Mammalia; Rodentia; Muridae
Gene: Nfic
Product: nuclear factor I/C
Biological process (GO): DNA replication; regulation of DNA-templated transcription; DNA-templated transcription
Cellular component (GO): nucleus
Molecular function (GO): DNA-binding transcription factor activity; DNA binding
Source: RefSeq, a predicted model, not a curated record
CCUGAAAAUGUUUACUCUGUGGCUUUUACAGAACAACAAAAACAUGAGUGGCCCUGGAGUUAAUGUGUGACCAGGCCUUGGCUGGUCCUAACUCACACUCCUCCCCACCACCAUGGUCUGAGCAUCUGCCCGGGCUGCUCUGGAGCCUGCCACCCUCCGGCUUCAUCCCUGCCUGGCUGCCCCUCCAACCGUUCUUCUCUGUUCUCCCGUUCACCCCAGAGUGGAGACCAUGCUGGAGUAACAGAGAAUUAGAGGUGAAAAGAGGAGGGGGCGGCUCUUAGCCUGGCGCUCCGCGCCGUUAGUUUGAGAAGUGCCCCGCCCAUCCUGGGCACCCGCUACCGCCCUGGAGAUGGCAGAGCCUGCAGUCUGCUGCCGACUUCUCCGUGCUGUUCCACCUCAGGGAGGUGAACCACCCUCUCUGAACUCCGUGGAUUCGGUUACAGGAACAACGGGGAUGUGGGUAGAGAGUAAAGGCCAGGACUAGGGGGAAUCUUACCGGAUGAAGAGGUGAGGGAAAGUGAACGGGCGUGCACGAGAGCGCACUGGGCACCCACCCUCAACUGUCCCUCAAAUUCUAGGUCAAGGUUUCUGGCUACGACCUGGGCCCGGGUGAAGGACAGAGGAGGAUGGCAGAGACUCCCAAAGCGGACGCCCGGGAAGGCGCGGUGGAAGGGUGGGGACUGCGGCGCUCCCCACUCCCCGGGAGAUGGGGACACCUGGCCGGAGCCGAGCCUGUCGCGUGGCACCUGUCACUCCUGGCGUGCGGACUCCCCUCCACGGCCUGGAGGCUCUUGUCUGGCGCGCUGAGCCGUGCGCGACCCGGUGUCGCCUGCACGCGUGUCCGCGACCGCAAGCAUGCACGAGCGAGCGCGCGCCCGCGGGAGGCGGACUCGCCGCUGGGGAUGCAGGCGCGGACACCGGAGCAGCGGCAGCCUCGGUCUGCAGCCGAGGACCGGCCGGAGCGCGGGCUGGGGGGGGAGAGUCGGCGGGGGGCGGGCCGGGGGAGGGUCCGCGGGCGGGGCGGGCAGCUCCCCACGCGCCUCCCCACGCGCCUCCCCACGCGCCUCCCCGCCGGCCGUCGCCUCGCCGCACAGCGCCAUGGAUGAGUUCCACCCAUUCAUCGAGGCUCUGCUGCCGCAUGUGCGUGCCUUCGCCUACACCUGGUUCAACCUGCAGGCGCGCAAGCGCAAGUACUUCAAGAAGCACGAGAAGCGCAUGUCGAAGGACGAGGAGCGCGCGGUGAAGGAUGAACUGCUGGGUGAAAAGGCCGAGGUGAAGCAGAAGUGGGCGUCACGGCUGCUGGCCAAGCUGCGCAAGGACAUCCGGCCCGAGUGCCGCGAAGACUUCGUACUGGCUGUGACAGGCAAGAAGGCACCAGGCUGUGUGCUGUCCAACCCGGACCAGAAGGGCAAGAUGCGGCGCAUCGACUGCCUGCGCCAGGCUGACAAAGUAUGGCGCCUGGACCUGGUCAUGGUCAUCCUGUUCAAGGGUAUCCCACUGGAGAGCACGGACGGCGAGCGGCUGGUGAAGGCCGCUGCCUGCGCGCACCCCGUGCUGUGUGUGCAGCCGCACCAUAUUGGCGUGGCCGUCAAGGAGCUGGACCUGUACCUGGCCUACUUCGUGCGGGAGCGCGAUGCGGAGCAGAGCAGCAGUCCCCGGACAGGAGUGGGCUCAGACCAGGAGGACAGCAAGCCCAUUACACUGGACACGACAGACUUCCAGGAGAGCUUCGUCACAUCUGGCGUGUUCAGUGUCACGGAGCUGAUCCAGGUGUCUCGGACACCUGUGGUGACCGGAACCGGGCCCAACUUCUCCCUGGGAGAGCUGCAGGGCCACCUGGCAUACGACCUGAACCCAGCCAGCGCUGGCAUGAGAAGGACUCUACCCAGUACUUCCUCCAGUGGGAGCAAGCGGCACAAGUCGGGCUCGAUGGAGGAGGACGUGGACACGAGCCCUGGCGGAGACUACUACACAUCACCCAACUCGCCCACGAGUAGCAGCCGCAACUGGACGGAAGACAUGGAAGGAGGCAUCUCAUCCCCGGUGAAGAAGACAGAGAUGGACAAAUCUCCAUUCAACAGCCCAUCCCCCCAGGACUCCCCCCGGCUCUCCAGCUUCACACAGCACCACAGGCCCGUCAUCGCGGUACACAGCGGCAUCGCGCGGAGCCCCCACCCGUCCUCAGCCCUGCACUUCCCUGCCACGCCCAUCCUGCCGCAGACAGCCUCCACCUACUUCCCCCACACUGCCAUCCGGUACCCGCCACAUCUCAACCCCCAGGACCCACUCAAGGAUCUGGUGUCCCUGGCCUGCGACCCGGCCACCCAGCAGCCAGGACCGCCUGCUCUCCGCCCGGCACGUCCCCUGCAAACAGUCCCUUUGUGGGAUUAGGACGGAGGGAUCCUCUUGCGGGACAGUCCUGGUACCUGGGGUAGCGGAGGUUGCCUUCCCACACCUCCUUCAUCGCCGGUGGAGUCCCAGGGUGACAGUCCCAGCCUGCAUUUUUGGUGGAAAAUUAGACGAGUGAGAAGUCCCCUGCCAACUCCCAGCUCAAUGGCAAUGACAGGAGGAGAAAGGACAAAAGACAAACAAGAAACAAAACCCUUCCCAACCAAGAUGAAAACACAUGGGAGCUCUGGGUCUCUGUGGCACCUACUGCUGAUGGCCGACUGGCUGCCCGCAGCUCUUCUGCGCCCCGAAGACCCUGCCAUCACCCACAGACCAGGCCUGGGCAGAAUGGAUGGGGUGGGCCACCCAGCCAGGCCACCUCUCCCCAAACCCCUGCUGCCUGCCACCAACGCCAGCCUCGGGGACCUCUGGCUCUCCCCACCGACAGUGUUUGCCAAAGACAGGAGGCUGGAGGUGGAUGGACGGCACGGUGGGCACCGUCCACGGUGGGCAGAAGAGGCGCGUGGGAGCCGCCCAGCGCUGGCCCUGCUGGGGACAGACAUGCCACACAGGUACUUCGGGAUCCCCGGGAGGGUCCCGCGUCCAGCCUCCAUCCGGGCCCUCUGGCCCCUCUCUCCUUGCGGACCUCAUUUGGAAGGACACAUCUCUCUAUGCAAUUUGUCCCCACCCCACCCCGGCAUGAGAGGCCACACAGCUCCCGACCCUCCGGCCUCCUCUCGCACAUGGAAAGUAUCAGCACUUUGAGAAACAGAGGUGGGGGAACCGGGGGACCCCCCCACGCCGAGGCCCCUGGAGGCGGGAGGUGCCGCGAUCUAAGUGCCUAGCCCCUCCACCCACCCGCCGUCCACCUCGUCCAUUGGGGACACAGAGUGGCCAGGGCACCCCCACCCUCGUCUCUGUGUACCGUAGCUCAUCACCGCGCACCCUCCAAGCUAGAGAGAUGGGACCCCAGGGCGGUAGAGCUGGGUGUCCCGAAACCCAGGCUGGGGCUAUGCGCCGUCCCCUACACUUCUGCCAGUGCCUUACUUCCUGGAGACCCACCCUGGGGUACCCCACUGCAGGGGGAUACCCCCUUUGCACUUUGACCCUCCUGAUGAUGUGGGGCCCAGCACAGGGACCAAGAAGGCUGGUGGAAGUGCACUGGGACCCCAGGUGGGAGGGCUCUGGGGGUGAUGGGGUGACAGGGCGGACUGAUGGCCAGAGUCCCCCAUCUGCUAUGUGUGCUUCACUGACUAAAAACACUAAGACGGGGGGGGGGGCGGGGGGCGAGGACCAUACCCCAACCCCAGCUCUGCGGCACCCACCUGGGGCCCUAUCUUGGAUGGCCCACUCUGGGAGGGGAUGUUGGGUGUUUUAAGGUCACUGAACCUACAAAGGCCCCUCCUCCCCGGCCACCCAUCUUGGCCCCAUCAUACCUGGCACUGUCAUGUCCCCUCCCUGCGGAGGCCAUGGGCCAUCACCCCAGCAGAGCCCCCAGGGCCAGGCCCCACCCACCUGCCGCCCUCCCUGGGACACUUGUAAGUACAAAGCUCCCCAAGACUUCCCCAGCCUUUGAGGCCUCAAACCCCCACCAUCUGUCUGUCUGUCCUCAGGGACCCUCCAGAAGGGGGACCAUUGGGACACCACAGAGGCCACUGUUCAGAUGGGGCUCAGGCCAGUGGGUAGACCUGGCAAGUCCCCUCUGAUCCCCCCAAGUCAGCCAGCUGGGUCCCCCAGGGGUCAGGACAGAACCAACUAUUUACCUAACUGCAUGGUGCUUAAGGCCCCUCGACACCCAAGAGCCCCCUUCCUGCGCCGGGCUGCUGUGUGCAUGACAGAUCCGCCUACCCACCCACUUCCCUCACCGCCUCUACAAAAAAAGGAAAGAAAAAAAAAGGAUACACACACACACAAAACCCCCCCAUAUAUAUAUAUAUAUAUAUAUCCUUACCAAAAAAAAAAAAUCCAUUAUUUCCAAAUUUGCACGAACUUUUUACCACAACAUGUGCCUUGCUCUCCCGAGGACAAGUAUUAACUUUUAAUAAUAUCCGCGCACACAGACGCAUGCCCUGCACGCAUAGUUACAAACAGACAAGCGAUUACAUGAAAUAAAAAAUAAAAUUCAAAAGGGUGGUACUUCUAUUUGUAAAGAAAAGGAAAGCCAAACGAAAGCGAGAUUCUUUUUUUUUUUAAUAAAAGGAAGAAGGCUGGGCGUGGUGGCGCACGCCUGUGAUCCUAGCCCUUGGGAGGCUGAGGCAGGAGGAUUGCUGUGAGUUCCAGGUCAAGCCUGGGCUACAGAGCGAGACGUUGCCUCAAGAAAAGGGAAGGGGCGGGGACCAAAACAGAAACAAACAAGAAAAACACUAUUAAGGAAGUCACAAUUGGUCAGGCUUUGUGAUCCCUACCCGCAGCCCUGACCCCACCUCACCCACGGUGGGGAACUGGAGUCGCCCUGGUGCUUGUUCCCUGAGCCCCCCAACCCUCCGCCUCAGCCUCAGGGCCAGCCUGAGGCUGUCCCUCCCCAAAUCCCCUCCUCUGUCUUCCAGCCAACUCUCGAAGCUGAAUAUAUGCAAUAUCCGUCCGUCUGUCAGGGUGGAGCUCAGCUGUGGGGAGUCCCGGGGAGGGGGGGGGGGACACAGCUGGCCCGUCCCAAGUCUGUGAUAUCAGUUUUUCUUUUUUGGUUUUACUGUUUAUAGUUGCCUUUGGGUUUUUGUCCUUCUGUUUUUCUGUCUUCUGUUAAAUCUGCUCUUAAAGUUCACCAAAGCUAAGACAGUUUUGCCAGGGGUUUUAGCGGGACAGACAGAAGUCCAGGCUCCAAGCCAUCCCCUUGCCUCUUCCUGCCCCCACCCCCAUCCCCACCUCCGCCAGUCGCCCCACUCAGCCCUGAGUGUUGGUCGCUGGCAGAGAGGUCAUGGCAGGCUCAGCCCUGAUUGGGGAACCCGGGUGGGUGGGACCACCGCCCUGCCCACCUCACGUGCACUGUGUGUCACUUGUAGGCCUGGCUGACUUACAGCUUUCAGACCUUUAACGCGGGUAGUGGUGAGGACAGUGGACAGAGCAUGCCUGGCGGCGGGUUGGGAGGGGGCCACUCAGCGUCCCCCCCCCCCCCCAUUUCUCAGAAAAAUCUCCGGUUCCCACCCAGGGACUCCAUACUGGUCCGACAGAUUUUUGUUUUUGUUUUUUGAUUUUCCUGUGUAUGAAACCUAACAUUUUUCAAAACAUCCUCUCCUCAAGCUACCAUCCCUUACCCAGCCCCAAACCGGGCAUCGGCGCCUUGGUGAAACCCCACAGCCGGCUGCUUUGGGGUAUAGCCUGCGACUGUGUUUCCCAGGUGAGGACCAGCACAUGUCUGAGGUCCUGAGCCCAGAAAUCUUGGAAUCAGGAAUACCCAGUGUGGUGGGAAUGACACCAGAAGAGUGGUGCCCGCUCGCCCCAGCCCCAUCCCUCAGGGGUGAACCGGCCAUGCUGCACUACAAUGUGGGCAGGCAAGACUCCCCCAGGCCACCAGCAAAUGCCCCACUCUCGGGGCCAUUGCGCCCGCCGCGGUUGGGCUGUGCUGCAUUUGUACAUACACGCACAUUUAGUUUGCAGUUAAUCCCUGCAGCGCUGACACAAUAGCUUCCUCCCUCCGUUUAGUUUGCCCCGGAGACCCCUGAGUGCCCCUUGCUCCUCCGGGGUACUGGGUUCGAGAUCCAGCCACUUAAUUUCCCCACCGAUUGUUUUGUUUUGAUAUUUUAGAGACAGGAAGGUCUCCGCAGGCUGGCCUCCAACUCGUGGCAAUUCUCCUGCCUCCGUUUCUUAGUUGUUCUGACGACAGGCGUGCACCACCACUCCUGACUUCCUGCCCAAACCUCAUAUCCUACUUGUUAAUAGCUGUCUUCUCCCUCUGCCAUCUAUCCAGCGCUAAGUAUUCCAGAGCGCUCAGCUUGGGACUGUCGCCCAUGGCAGGGCCCAGGUGAGAGGACUGGCAGCGAGUCCCCAGAUCUUGUAGCCAUGAUACCAAACAGUCAUUUCCCGAUCAGUGCCUCACACAUCUAUCCAAUGGUGCAGUUUUGGGGUCCUCCCCCGCCCCCUCAGUCCCCACCCCUGAUCCCCUCAGAUGUGGGACAGGAAACAGCAGGUGCACUGGGCGGGAGGAAGGCAUGCACCCCCAAGCCACCACCCCUCCCCCAGCACCCAGCCUCACUACCCCAACUUGGGGUACCCAGCUGGAUACUCCCAAAAUGUCACACCCCAUCCAACCUCAGAUCUUAUGCAGUCAUCUUUCCCCCUCUCCCCCCGCCCCCCGCAACCAAAGCCCACUCGGGUCUGAGGGUCCCAGCAUAGACCCUGAGUGCCCUGCAGUGCCUGACAAGCAUGGGUUUGAGGGACUAGACAGGGCGCAGUGCAGGUGCUCAUGGGUUUCAGGGAGUGGAAGGGGAUCUUUUUUUCUCCGUUGCUCUUCUCCCUAGGUGUUCCUUGUUUUCUGGGUGUUUUCCUGCAGAGAUCUUUUGGGUUUAUUUUGAGAUUUUUUUUCCUCCCAUUCAGCCACUUUGUAUUUUACUCCUGGGUCCAUGCACCUCUGGUCUUCAGCUUUUCCUAACUGCGCUUGCGUGGUCUGCGGCAACCUCUGCCCCCUGCUCCCAGAGCGAAUGGGGUCUGCAUGGGGAGCAGAGGCACCCCAGGCCCUUCCUGCUCCACAGCCCCCACCCACAGCAUACUCCACUCAUAACCAUAUAUUACAAACUCAUUUUGGUUUCUGGCUUUUUGUUUUGUUUUGUGGACCCGCCUGAGCACCGUUGACUGCCUGCUGUUCUGUUUCUCCCUAUGCAAACAAACGAAAACAAACAGUGAGGGGGUCCAUAAAAGAUUCAAUAAAAGGCAAAAAAAAUAAAUAAAUAAAUGAAAGAAAAAUGUAUAAAAAUUAAA